This is a messenger RNA of Helianthus annuus (common sunflower), 807 nucleotides long. Its product is annotated as glutathione S-transferase T3-like. The record is from RefSeq and is a predicted model, not a curated record. NCBI's taxonomy places the organism in Eukaryota, Viridiplantae, Streptophyta, Magnoliopsida, Asterales, Asteraceae. The transcript is spliced from 2 exons. Bases 1 to 807 code for a protein of 268 amino acids.
AUGAUGAUGAAGAAGUCAUCCCCGAAUCGCCACCUAAAGAGCUCAAGCGCAAAAAAAAAAAAAAAAAAAAAAAACACGGGGAAGGGGAAGGCGGUUGAAACCGAACCCGAAACCGGGCCAAAAAGCGGUUCAAGAGCAAAGCCGAGACAGUGGACAAAAGUAGAGGAGGAGGCGCUAGCACUUGCGUUUGUUAAGUCCUCAACUUACCCGAUUGUCGGGAACAAUCAAACGGGUACUAGUUUUUGGAAGGCGACAACGGAAAGAUUUAACGGGAUUAUGGGGCAAGGCCCGAUGCGUGAUCUCAAUUCCGUCUCGGGCAAGUGGCGUAAAAUGAACAAGACCAUCAAUGAAUUUUGCGGGUAUUAUAACCAAAUUUACACUAAUCCUCCUAGCGGGAGUAACGACGAGGACAUUCUUAACCUUGCGUUGGCUAAAUGGGAUUCUAAAAAUUCAACACAUUUCCCACACCUCCGAGCAUGGAACGUUUUAAAGAAAGAAAACAAAUGGAAGCAGGUUCCAAAUGAGGUCGCAACCGCCAAACGGAGUAAAACUUCCGAGUUCGGAAGUUAUAGUGCGGGAGGCUCCACCGCUCGUUGUCAAAUCGACAUAAACGACGACCCGAUAUAUGACGGGGAUGUGUUGCCCGUUCACGAGUCGGAACGCCCCCCCCGAAAGGGACAAACUAAAAAAAGAGGCGGCCGGAAAGCGAAAAGGGGGCGGCUCGGGUGGAGGGGGCGGCUCAGGGGCGGCUUCGAAAAUGGACGAGUUGAUAACCGAAUUCCGUUCGUUCAAAGAGCUCGCGGCUGA